Molecule: messenger RNA, 2321 nt
Organism: Vanessa atalanta (red admiral)
Lineage: Eukaryota; Metazoa; Arthropoda; Insecta; Lepidoptera; Nymphalidae
Product: glucose dehydrogenase [FAD, quinone]-like
Exons: 13
Coding region: 151-2232 (693 amino acids)
Molecular function (GO): flavin adenine dinucleotide binding; oxidoreductase activity, acting on CH-OH group of donors
Source: RefSeq, a predicted model, not a curated record
AAGGCAGACGCGCGCAGGCCGGUGUCGUCGACGACGCGUCUCGCAACUCACGCGCAUCCGAUACGCGCACUCGUGCGCGCAAGUGAAAAUUACACAUUUUAGUGUUUGGAGAAAUAUAUUUAAUAUCACUUUGGGACGCAAAGUGUAAAGAUGAUUAGAGCAGCGGAGUCAUGUCCGUGCCCGAUUCGCGAAGUGGGUCCACCCAUGGCCCUUGGUUGUUCCAGUCAAUUCCUUCUAUUCAUGAGCAUUUUGGAGUCGUUCAUUAACGGAAGAUGUGACCUCGCAGAUCCCUGCAACCGGAUAGCCAGUAAGGAUGAACCAGAUGACAGUUACGAUUUCGUUGUCAUUGGCGGUGGUACCGCUGGAUCAGUUGUCGCCGCAAGAUUGUCAGAAAAUCCUCAAUGGAAAGUACUUUUAUUAGAAGCUGGAGGAGACGAACCUACCCCAUCAGCAGUACCAGCGUGGGUUACAGCGUAUUGGGGCCGAAAAGAAACAGACUGGUCUUACAAUACGGAGCCCCAGGAAAAAGCCUGUAAGGAUAGUGAUAGUGUUUGUUCGUGGCCGAGGGGGAAAAUGCUCGGAGGCUGUUCGACAAUAAAUGGUAUGAUGUAUAUGCGCGGGAAUGCCGCUGACUAUGAUGGAUGGGCGGUUAACGGAGCGACUGGUUGGUCAUGGUUCGAAGUGCUCCCCUACUUCCUCAAGAGUGAAGACAAUAAAGAAAUUGACAAGGGAGUCUCGGGACAGUAUCACAAUGUUGGAGGUCCUUUACCAGUGCAGAAAUUCCGCUACGCUCCUCGGUUUGCACACGACGUCGUAUCCGCUGGUAUAGAGAUGGGCUAUCCACCAACAAGCGACCUUAAUGGAGAGACCUCUACUGGUUUUACUAUCACACAAACAUUUAAUGAUAACGGUUCAAGAUACACUACAGCACGUGCAUAUCUUCGGCCAGCAUCAAAAAGAGAAAAUUUACACAUAAUACUCAAUGCGCUGGGUUCCCGCGUGAUCAUAGAUCCUACUACUAAGAAAGUCACCGGCGUGGAGUACAUUAAGGAUGGCCAGAAGAAGACCGUUGGCGUUAUAAAGGAGGCAGUUCUAUCAGGAGGCACCAUAAAUUCUCCCCAAAUACUACUUCUAUCUGGCGUCGGACCUAAAGAAACCUUAGACAAAUUUAAUAUACCAGUAAUCAAAGAGUUGCCUGGAGUUGGACAGAAUCUCCACAAUCACGUAGGAGUGACUCUUGAGUUUACACUCACCAAGGAACCUGAUGUACCUGAGUUGUCAUGGCAGAGUGCAAUGGAGUACAUGUUAAAGAGAGAAGGACCUUUAUCUGCUACUGGAAUGUCACAGUUAACAGGCAAAGUAAAUUCCCGAUUCGCAUCUGCCGGAGGACGUCACCCUGACGUGCAGUUCUUCUUUGGCGGUUAUUACGCGUCGUGCAGCGACGGUUCAGUCGGAGAUGCUGAUAAGAUAGAAGAUGAAAAAAAUAGGAGAACUGUUACGAUAUCGGCCAUAGCUCUACAGCCCCGUAGCAGAGGUUACCUUACACUGAAGUCCAUAGACCCCACACAGCCACCGUUGAUGCAACCGAACUAUUUCCUGAAUGAACACGAGCUGAAUGUUGCAGCAGAUGCAGCAAGGAUAGCGUAUCGUCUUGCUAACACUACGAUUCUACGAGAGAAAUACGGUAUGCAGCCAACGGAAGGUUAUGGCGCCGAAUGUCCUGGAGGCGAAAACAACCCAACGGAUGAUUUCUUCAAAUGCUUAGCGCAGUUACACACGGCACCGGAAAAUCACCAAGUCGGUACUUGUAAGAUGGGAGCCAAAGAUGAUCCGAUGGCGGUGGUCGACCCACAGUUAAAAGUCUACGGUAUAGAAGGACUCCGAGUAGUGGACGCAUCAAUCAUGCCCACCGUGCCGUCGGGCAACACCGCCGCGCCUGUCAUCAUGGUGGCAGAACGAGGCGCCGAAUUCAUUUUAACCAGACACCAACUCUUUAAGAAUCGCUUUGGUCAAAAUGUUCCUGAUGGUGGAAAUCAUGCAACAAACGCUGACAGCGAUAUAAACCGGUGGACUGAUAAUGACUCCGAUAAUGAACAUAAAUGGGACGAGCGCUGGAAGCCGUGGGACAAGAACUGGCACCACUCACAGUGGGAGCAGCAGCCGAACAACUACCACGAUGUCGACUGGCAGACCAAGAAUAAAGAGAAAACUGACCACCAGUACGUUCGAUAAUAUCCAUCCAAGUCCCAAUGGUAGAAGCGAACUGGAUCUCUUAAGAAAUGAUAAGGAAUCUUUACUACAUUCGAUACUUAAAUUAUUUA